Molecule: messenger RNA, 553 nt
Organism: Leptomonas pyrrhocoris
Lineage: Eukaryota; Euglenozoa; Kinetoplastea; Trypanosomatida; Trypanosomatidae
Exons: 1
Coding region: 191-553 (120 amino acids)
Source: RefSeq, a predicted model, not a curated record
AGGACGCCGCUUCUCUCCUCUACUUUCUGUUUUCUUUUUCUCUUUUUAUCCGACCUUGCUAGAAAGCACAAGCGGUGCGUUUCUAUUUGCGGCGACCCUCCUGUAGUAGCUGAAAUACGGUUCUUGUCCCAGCAGCACCGCACUGCGUUGACACCGACAUUCCGUGACGCAUUGAGGUCAGCGCGACGCCAUGAACCCCAAAAAGUACAUCGGGCGUCAACUGCGGCCCUCGCAGCUAGCGGCAGAGCUGCUGCCCCCUGAUCAGCUGUGGUGCACUGUCUGCCAUCAAGCCGUGGAGAAGAAGCGUUUCGGCGAACACGCCCAGACACUCGGCCAUCGCCUGGGUAAGAGGAAGCUAAAUAAGCUGAAGUACAUAUCACUGAGCAUGUGGGAGGAACAUCGCGGCGCCCCACUGGAUCAGGAGAGCGCGCAUGAGGGUGGGAUUGCGGAGGAGUUUGCCCGCUACCAGGCGGACCAGAGGCGUCGCGAGCAACUCUCCGUAGAGGCUGCGUGGAAUCCGCCACGCUCCUCGCCGCAUCGCGAUCUGUUUUAG